AUGCUGAAGCAGUUGUUUGACUCAUGUUAUGCCAAUCUGCCUGUGGUUAGGUUGGACGAGAAGAAGAAGGAUGUCAAGAAUGGUGUUUUGACAUUCAGUGAGGUGGUGUACAUGAGCAAGUUCUUGAUGUUUGCGUUAGUCAGAGGGUCAGAUAAGACGUCGCUGGAGCUUUUGAAGAAGGUUAAGGAGUUUCAAGUCAAGCGGAAUCAGAAUAAUCAACGAAACACGUAAUAUUUAGGGGUUUUUUGGCUAUAAUAACAUGUUUUUUGACGUAAAAGGCUUCUUCUGACCAUGUUUUGUGUUUUAUACUUUCAUUUGAAGUUAAUUAGUUUCACAAAAUCUUCUUUUAGACCUCAGCCAAAGUUGAAACGACUGUUCGGCCUAAAAAGCGCAAAGAAGAAGAAUAUUGGUGAGUUUUACGAUGUGUCGAUAAUAAUAUUGGACAUGGACUUCUACAACAAUGAAAACGAAGUGAAUUCAAUGUUGAGUGAAGUAGAAGGACCAGCUAUGUUUAGCUUUGCGCCGACUAUGUCGUAUAUUAAUAAGGUGAGUCAUUUGGAUUCGAUUUCUUAUCUUACUUUAGGGGAGGUUACUACGUUCACUAAAAGCAUGUGGCGUGCCAUCGUUGAUCUUGGUAGAUGGGUCUACUUUGUCUGUAUUGUCAGUACAUUGUAAGGAGAUGCUUUUGGAGAAGAAUGACGUCGAAAACUUUCCUUGGUAAGAAGUUAUGGCAUGUGUUUUAGGUAUAUUACGUUAGAGCUGGUGGUUUAAAGAAAAUUGGAAGAUUACAUUGGUUUUUAUAUUUGAAAUACAUUUAUUUAGUAUGAUCAGAUACUGUGAUAGCUUCUAAAUCUAAUUUCAGGUCAGACCCGUCGACGUCAAAUGUAUUUACCGGUAAUUUUGUAAAAGCAUCCAGGUCGAGUGAUGGAAAAGUUGAAACAACGGUGGUAAAUGGAUUGAAAAGGGGUAUAAAAGGACUAUAUUUUGGAGCUAAAUGGGUAUGUUAUUAAAGUUUUUAAAUUUAAAUUAGCCUGUUACUGAUUUUUUAUAUUUUGGAAGCCAGAAUAUUGUUUUAGAUGGUCUUUUGUUACCUAAAAAAUUUUAUUGUAAAACAACUAAAGUUUCAAGUUUAAUAUAAUAAAUGUGUAUUUCAAAUUUAAGUUCAAUCUUAAUUUUUUAAUUUCAGUGCCCGCCAUGCCGAACUUUAACAUCUCAGCUUGUCGACAUCUAUAACAAGGUCAAGACAAAAGACUCGGACUUUGAAAUAAUUUUUUGUUCUUUUGAUCGAACAAAAGAAGCAUUUGAAGAAUAUCUGGCCGAAAUGCCUUGGAUUGGCCUACCUUUUGAUUCUGAAUUGAUCAAUACUGCUCGACAUGCUUUUGAUGUUCAAGGUGAGUAUAACGUAUUACUCAUGUGUAAUAUUUUCUCUAAAAGGUCCAACGUAUUUUACAAAAACCUUGUUUUAGGUAUACCCUCGUUCAUUAUAAUUGACGAAGACAACAAUGUGAUAACAAGGCAUGGCAAAAAUGUCAUUUUGGCCGAUCCACAAUGUCUUGAUUUUCCGUGGAAAGCGAAGGAGCUAUAUGAACUCAAUGAGUUCACUGUGCAAAGGAUACCUGAUCUACCGACUCUUAUCAUGUUUACAGGUAUGCCUUAGGGUGUUUUAAAACUUUUGCGAAUUUAUGGAGAUAAAAGCUUUUGUUUUGAUUUUAAUAUGAUGAUUUAUAUUACAGUAGGUGUCAAAAAGACAAACUUUUUUUAAAAUUUUUGAAACUUUUACUUUCUGGCUAUAAUAUGAUUAUUAAGGCGUACUAGGGUCUUGUGAAGGUUUACUGAAAGUUUGGUGAUAAAAGCUUUUGAUUUGAUCGAGAUAUGAUGUUUAAUAUUACACUAGGUACUGUCAACGCUUUAUCUUUGCAGAAGGAACCCCAGAAGACUCGAUAUUUGCGAAAGACGUACUGAAAACUUGUGCUGACAUACUUUAUAGUCAGUUAAAGUCUUCGAAAUCAGCCGAAUCAAAUUUGUCGAAUCCUGAAUCUUCACCGUCUAUCACGAAUUCUUUGUCUGAAACGAGGUAUGUUUAACGUUACUUUUUUAGUGAAACUAGGGGUUUUGGCUAUCUAUAGGUAAUAUUUUGUGAUACUGAGGCAUUUUUGGUUAAUACUUUUCUAAUUUGUGGAUUUUUAGGUAACAUUUUAUUAUUUUCUUGUAUUUUUAGGUAACAUUAUGUGAUUUUUUUAAUUUUUAAGUAACAUUUUACGAUUUUUUUGCUUUUUUAGGUAACAUUUUGUGAUUUUUUACGAUUUCAAGGUAAUAUCAGAUAUUUUUUGACCAUAUUUUAGCUAAUAUCUCAUAUUGUUUUAGUUCGAUUACAUCGGAAAUGCAUGUACCGCCUUAUGCAGACCUGAUUCAGGUGAUGUACACUGGAGAACAUCCUAUUUGUGACUAUGUAAGUUUGAUUUUUCGUUAGAUCAUCUUACAAUAAGCACUGUUUUUUCAACCGGUCAAAGUUUUUCCAAAAAAAAAUUUUUUUUAUAAAAAUUAUCGACCGGUCGAAAAAUUUUGUAAAGUAUAUUUUUGUCGGUAGAACAUUUUUCAGAAGAAACUUAUCGACCGGUCGAAAGUUUUCCAAAAAAAAAUUUUCUUAAAAGAUUAUCGACCGGUCGAUAAAUUUUAAAACAUUUGCACUUUAUUAAUUUAAAUUUUAAGCCUAAUACCUAAAGUAAUAUCGUCAUUUUUUAAAGUUUUCAACUUUACCCCUUCAGAUCCUCGAAAGCCUCGGCCUAGGUCAAAUGGAGCUCCCCUUAUUGGUCAUAUGUGACACCCUAACCGGCUUCAUGGCCGUUUGUGAGAAACCUGACGUCAGUGAUACGACAGCGGUGGAAUUUGUGAACGAGUACCGUGCAGGCAAGGCCCGUGUCGUCCCCCUCCCGAAGGCUGGUCCCGGGAUCAGAAGUGUCGCUGGUAUACCAUUAGUACCGCCCGGACAAUCAUAA
This is a messenger RNA of Bursaphelenchus okinawaensis, 2996 nucleotides long. The record is from the annotation of a GenBank genome assembly. NCBI's taxonomy places the organism in Eukaryota, Metazoa, Nematoda, Chromadorea, Rhabditida, Aphelenchoididae.